CCUCGCUCGCCCCGCCCCCUCGCUCGCCCCUCCCCCUUCGUCUCUCUCUCUCGACGCGGCCAUCUCGUCUCGCAGGCGCCAUGAAGCUCGAACUGUGCAGUUUCAGUGGCUACAAGAUCUACCCAGGUCAUGGGGUCAGAUUCGCCCGCGUGGACGGCAAGGUUUUCCAGUUCCUCAAUGCCAAGUGCGAGUCUGCGUUCCUCUCCAAGCGCAAUCCGCGGCAAAUCAACUGGACGGUCCUCUACCGACGCAAGCACAAGAAGGGCCAGCAGGAGGAGGUGUCUAAGAAGAGGUCUCGCCGUGCCGUGAAGGCUCAGCGCGCCAUCACAGGCGCCACGCUCUCCGACAUCCUCGCCAAGCGCAACCAGAAGCCCGAGAUCCGCAAGGCUCAGCGCGAGCAAGCCAUCCGAGCUGCGAAGGAGGCUAAGAAGGUGAAGACUGGAACCAAGAAGUCGGCCACAGCUCCUGCCAAGGCUGCAGUUAAGGCUGCCCCCAAGCAGAAAAUCGCCAAGACGAUGAAGUCGGCAGCUCCCAGAGUUGGGGGGAAACGCUGAAGUGGGGGGGGGAGGACAUCCCUCAAAAACACCCCUCCACAGAGUGAACAUCAUGGAGUUACCAUCACCGGGGGGUUGAUUUGUUUUGUUGAAAAUAAACAAGUUUGAGUUCUUGA
Lethenteron reissneri (Far Eastern brook lamprey) is the source of this 670-nucleotide messenger RNA. Its product is annotated as large ribosomal subunit protein eL24-like. Gene Ontology annotation, molecular function: mRNA binding; structural constituent of ribosome. Gene Ontology annotation, cellular component: cytosolic large ribosomal subunit. The record is from RefSeq and is a predicted model, not a curated record. Gene Ontology annotation, biological process: cytoplasmic translation. NCBI's taxonomy places the organism in Eukaryota, Metazoa, Chordata, Hyperoartia, Petromyzontiformes, Petromyzontidae.